Hibiscus syriacus is the source of this 648-nucleotide messenger RNA. RefSeq names its product cytochrome c oxidase subunit 6b-2-like. Bases 96 to 347 code for a protein of 83 amino acids. NCBI's taxonomy places the organism in Eukaryota, Viridiplantae, Streptophyta, Magnoliopsida, Malvales, Malvaceae. The transcript has 4 exons. The record is from RefSeq and is a predicted model, not a curated record. Gene Ontology annotation, cellular component: respiratory chain complex IV; mitochondrion.
AGAUUAGCGAUUAUUUGUUGGCUAUUCAUCUAUUACCAAAUUUAAAGUACGUCAGGGAAAAAGAAAAUCCCAGCGAUUCGCCGUCCUUUGCUUCGAUGAUCGGAUCAGUCAUGGCAGACGAGAUUGAACUGAAAACAGCCCCUGCUGAUUUCCGUUUCCCUACAACAAAUCAAACUAGACAUUGUUUCACCCGCUACAUUGAGUUCCACAGGUGCUUGGCUGCAAAGGGUGAAGAAUCUAAUGAAUGUGCAAGAUUUGCCAAAUACUAUCGUUCUCUUUGUCCUGGUGAAUGGAUUGAGAAGUGGAAUGAACAGAGGGAGAAUGGUACUUUCCCGGGCCCUCUGUGAUUGCACAGUGGAAAUAAGGUGACCCCUCUCUGGCAUAGAGAAUUCAUCUGGAUCGUGUCAUUGGUUAAGUUUCAAUUUUUAUUUUAGAAUUCUUUGAGUUAAUAAGCUUGAAAUGGAGAUUUGUUUUAAUCCAUCAAGCAGCAUUAAUGUACUGUGGUCGAUGAGUCGGUCAAAAACUGAGUACGAAUUGAUGUCUUGAUUCAUGAACCUGCAUAUUUCUGCUGGUUGUUUCAUAGCAUUUUAAGGUACAAAGUGUCAAGGUUGAACACUAUUUAAUCCAAUCUCUUUUGAGCUUUUGUUC